Molecule: messenger RNA, 2382 nt
Organism: Diospyros lotus (date-plum)
Lineage: Eukaryota; Viridiplantae; Streptophyta; Magnoliopsida; Ericales; Ebenaceae
Product: phosphatidylinositol 4-kinase gamma 4-like
Exons: 3
Coding region: 399-2138 (579 amino acids)
Molecular function (GO): protein binding
Source: RefSeq, a predicted model, not a curated record
CGCGGAUAGAUAGUCGUCAGACACUACACGCUUUCUCUCUGUACCAUUCUCCACGGCAACCGGCCCUAAUACGAGCACGAAAUUCGACGAUAAUCACUCGCCUCCAUUGCUUCAACUCCAUCUCCAUGGACGACUCUCUCCAAUUCAUCGUCAAUUGAUCGCCAACCUCUCGGUCGCAGCAUAUCUUCUCUUCGACGUCACCCUCUCUGUUUGGUUCUUGCUCUCUGUUUUGAAUUCUUCACCUAGGGUUUCGAAUUUGUUCUGGAUAAUGAAGGGGGUGGUGGUUAUGAAGGCGGUGUGUUUCCGAUUGGUUUCUUGAAGCUUUAGUUUAAGAGUUUUUAUCCAUCAUUUCUUAGGGUUGGAAGAUUUAUUGUGUUGAAUUUGGUUGGAUAGAGAAGAUGUCGUCGGCCGGCGGUGUUGCCGUUAGUAGAAUACGCGAUGAGAAUGCCAUUGCCGCUGGUUAUUUUCAUGACCAGCUGCCUUCGAGCGAGUCGAUUUUGAUAUAUGUAGCUGUGUCGGGAUCCAUGAUUCCAAUGCGGGUUUUGGAGUACGAUUCUAUUGAGUCUGUGAAGCUUCAGAUUCAGACCUACCGAGGGUUUACUGUGAAAAAUCAGAAGUUGGUUUGUGGAGGCAGAGAACUGGCCAGGAGUGAUAGCCUCGUUCGGGACUAUGGGGUGACCGAUGGAAAUGUCCUGCAUUUGGUUCUCCGGCUCUCUGACCUUCAAGUCAUCAAUGUUAGGACAUCCUGCGGAAAAGACUACACAUUCCACGUGGAACGGUGUCGAGAUGUGGCCUACGUGAAAAGGCAGGUUGCUAAAAGGAAGAAAUAUUUAGAUGACAUUGAGGAUCAGGAAGUCAUAUUCAAUGGAGAGCCUGUUGAGGAUCGGAGACUUAUUAACGAUAUCUCUAAGAAUAAUGGUGCUGUGAUUCACUUGUUUGUCCGUAAAUCUGCUAAGAUUAGGGGUAAGCCUGUUCAGAGGAACUUUGAAUUGUCCAUCGAGGCACAACAGUUAAAGGAUAAGGGAGAUGAUGAAGUGGUUAUGAAAAGUGGGUAUCAGAUUGAUGCUGAGAAUAAAAUUGUUGUACCAAGAAGGCCUCCUGACAGAAAUUUUGUUCUGGAGCCCUUAAUUGUUAAUUUGAAAAUUGAAAUACCUUUGGUGCUUAGGGAUUUGCUCAACUCAACAUUUCAGGGGUUAGCAAAUGGUAACUAUCCAAUCAGGUCAUCUGAAGGUACAGGCGGAGCAUAUUUUAUGCCUGAUCCAUCAGGUAAAAGGUAUAUCUCCGUUUUUAAGCCAAUAGAUGAGGAACCAAUGGCGGUGAAUAACCCAAGAGAGCUACCCUCAUCAGUGGAUGGUGAAGGUUUAAAGAAGGGAACUAGAGUUGGGCAAGGUGCAUUAAGGGAAGUUGCUGCCUAUGUAAUGGAUCAUCCAAAGACUGGACGACGCAUGAUUUGUGGGGAGGAGUGGGGCUUUUCUGGGGUCCCACCUACGAUGAUGAUCAAGUGUUUGCAUGGAGGAUUUAAUCAUCCAGAGGGUUUAACUGUCAAGAUUGGCUCUUUACAAAUGUUCAUAGAUAACCAUGGAAGUUGUGAGGAUAUGGGUCCUAAUGCUUUCCCAGUGGAAGAAGUGCACAAGAUCUCUGUGUUAGAUAUAAGGAUGGCCAAUGCAGAUAGGCAUGCUGGAAAUAUUUUGGUGAGCAAAGGUGAAGAUGGCCAGAUUGUGCUGAUUCCAAUUGACCAUGGAUAUUGUUUGCCUGAGAGUUUUGAAGAUUGCACGUUUGAGUGGCUGUACUGGCCGCAAGCUCGCCAGCCUUUCUCUGCUAGCACUGUUGAGUACAUAAAAUCAUUGGAUGCGGAAGAAGACAUUGCUCUCCUUAGAUUCUACGGGUGGGAUCUGUCUCUUGAAUGUGCUCGCAUUCUCCGUGUAUCCACCAUGCUUCUGCAGAAGGGAGCGCAAAGAGGGCUAACUCCUUUUGCCAUUGGAAGCAUCAUGUGUAGAGAGAGCCUGACAAAGGAAUCUGUGAUUGAGGAGAUUGUGCAGGAAGCGUUGGCUUCCAUGCUCCCGGGCACAACCGAAUCUACAUUCCUGGAAUCGGUGGCUCGGAUCAUGGAUCAACGCCUUGAUGAGAUAGCCAAAUGAAGACCUGAGGCAGCAUCUGGGUUUAGGCAUAUAUGUCUUGUAUGUAUAUCUUCGUCCCAGUGCUAGGGUCUUGUAUUGUAAGUCCUGUUUUAUUCUCGAUUCUUUAGGAAUUAACUCCAAAUAAGUUUUGAGGAGGUUGAACAAUGACUUCCCAUUCCCAUCUGGAUUCAAUUGUCAAAUUACUCUUCAUAUGGCAUGAUACUUCUAUUAUAUGUUAAAAGUAAUACUUAUUGAAUACAGCCAA